This is a messenger RNA of Pelmatolapia mariae (spotted tilapia), 1351 nucleotides long. RefSeq names its product frizzled-3-like. NCBI's taxonomy places the organism in Eukaryota, Metazoa, Chordata, Actinopteri, Cichliformes, Cichlidae. The annotation marks the transcript as partial. Gene Ontology annotation, biological process: canonical Wnt signaling pathway; non-canonical Wnt signaling pathway. Gene Ontology annotation, molecular function: Wnt-protein binding; Wnt receptor activity. Gene Ontology annotation, cellular component: plasma membrane. The record is from RefSeq and is a predicted model, not a curated record. The transcript has 4 exons.
GGACGGAGGAAGAGGACAAGAGGAGGAGAGGAGGGUGCUGGUGGAGGGACAUUCAGUCAUUGUUACCAACUCGAGGAGCGGCGAAGACCCCGCUUACUCCCCGAAUUUUGCGGACAGCUUUCAGGCAGAGCAUCGUUUCCACAGGGGGUCGUCGCUCAUAUUUCCUCCAGCAUCAUCGCCGUCUGUGAAGGCAGGAGACGGAGGAGUGUUUUCAGCAUCUUAAAGGACCACAGCAUCACUUAGGUGAUGGAGGCCCUGUGACUCAGUGUAGUCAUGGUGAUGGAUGCAGCCAACUUGGCCCUGUUGGAUUACGCUGCCCAGCCCAUGGUGUUUCUCUGUGAUCUAACGAGGAGGAAAGGGCAAACAGAUAGUCCUUAAGUCUGGUAAUUUUUCCCACUUCCUGGUUAAAAUACCACGAUGCUGACAGGGCUCGAGCCCUCUCCAUGAGCCGUCAUCUCCUGGGUCUUGCUUCUUUUUUCCUGUACGGAUCAUGGAUCUCCUGUGGGUGCUUUCCGUGUCCAUGCUGACCGUGUGUGUUGCCGUCCCCAUGGAUGCUGUGGCCGGGAGCCACAGUCUGUUCACCUGUGAGCCCAUCAUCCUGCGCAUGUGUCAGGGGCUGCCCUACAACUCCACCUUCAUGCCCAACGUCCUGAACCACUACGACCAGCAAACUGCUGCUCUCGCCAUGGAGCCUUUCCAUCCCAUGGUGAACCUGCAGUGCUCCCCGGAGCUCAGGAUGUUCCUGUGUGCGCUCUACGCCCCGGUUUGCACCGAGUACGGCCGGGUCACGCUGCCGUGUCGCCGCCUCUGUCUGCAGGCCAAGAGCGACUGCUACAAGCUGAUGGACAUGUUUGGUGUCAGCUGGCCAGAGGAGAUGGACUGCAACAGGUUCCCAGACUGCGACGAGCCCUACCCCCGCCCCGUGGACCUCCUGUCCGGCUCGGACACGACCGAGUCUCCCAUCUCCGUCCAGAGGGACUACGGCUUCUGGUGUCCUCGCGAGCUCAAGAUCAGCCCCGAGCUCGGUUACUCCUUCAUGGGGGUGCGAGACUGCUCUCCUCCGUGUCCCAACAUGUACUUCACACGUGAAGAGCUGACGUUCGCCCGCUACUUCAUCGGAGUCGUGUCCAUCGUCUGCCUCUCUGCCACGCUCUUCACCUUCCUGACGUUCCUCAUCGACGUGUCGCGAUUCCGCUACCCGGAGCGCCCGAUUAUAUUUUACGCCGUGUGCUACAUGAUGGUGUCCCUGGUGUUCUUCCUGGGCUUCCUGUUGGAGGACAAAGUUUCCUGUAAUGCAGCUAGUCCUGGGAGGUUCAGGGCUUCGACCGUGACUCAGGGCUCCCAUAAUAAG